Artibeus jamaicensis (Jamaican fruit-eating bat) is the source of this 2233-nucleotide messenger RNA. RefSeq names its product transforming growth factor beta regulator 4 (gene FASTKD4). Bases 1 to 2028 code for a protein of 675 amino acids. The transcript is spliced from 11 exons. NCBI's taxonomy places the organism in Eukaryota, Metazoa, Chordata, Mammalia, Chiroptera, Phyllostomidae. Gene Ontology annotation, biological process: regulation of mitochondrial mRNA stability; mitochondrial RNA processing. Gene Ontology annotation, cellular component: mitochondrial matrix; ribonucleoprotein granule. The record is from RefSeq and is a predicted model, not a curated record. Gene Ontology annotation, molecular function: RNA binding.
AUGAGCGCGCCGCCCGGCGUGUGCCGAGGUUGGUGCGGGACGCGUGGAGGUCAGCGGCGAUGCUGGCCGGGGCUGCGGGGGCCUCGAAAACACUUGCUGGGAGUAUCACCCCCCUGCCGCCCUGCCGUCAUGGCAGCUCGCCUGGUAAAACGAUGCACGUGUCUCCUGAGAGACGCUGCUCACCUGGCCCCUGCAGGGCCUCCUGCGGGCCAGCUGAGGCUGGCCCGGGCAGCCCAUAAGACUCUGGCUUCCUCAGCUGCCUUACCCAGUUCCCACGUCCCAGGGUCCCUGUCACAGCAUGUGGGGAAAGAACAGAUGUUUACCCCUUACCCAGAGCGCCAGGAGGUGGACGAGCUCAUUGAGAGAGCCACUCGGCCAGAGGAGCUCCUGGGGCUGCUUGGGGAUGGCCGAUGCCUGCACCAGAACCAUGCAGCCCUCGCACUCAUUCAGCUCUCCCGCCUGCUGUCCGAGAAGCCAGAGGACAAGGCCCCACUCAUACAGGACGCCCGCUUUCAGCAGCUUCUGCGCCUCGUCAACAGUCAGAUAACCACGGUCUGGCACGGGACCCUUGUGAAGCUGCUCCGGAGCCUCUAUGCACUGGAGCUGCCCGCGUCCUCCAAGGAGCUGCGGUCAGUGGAGCAGGAGGUGCGAUGGCGCCUGCGCAGGCUCAGGUAUAAGCACCUGGCCUUCCUGGCCGAGACCAGCGCUGCCCACAUGCAGGACCGAGGCUCCGGGGAGCUGUUGGCCGAGCUGCUCCUGCAGCUGGAGCGGCGCUGGGCAGAGAUUGAGGACGGCCGCACGUUGGUGGCUGUCAUGACAAAGACAGGGCACCUCUCGGAGUCGCUGAUGACACGCCUGGAGGACAAGAGCCUGGACCUGGUGGAACAGUUCGGCCCUGAGGAGCUGCGGAAGGUGCUGGUGGUGCUGGCAGCUCAGAACCGGCGGGCAGUGCCCUUGCUGCGGGCCAUCUCCUACCACCUGGUGCAGAAGCCUCUCCCUCUGACCAAAGGCAUCCUCCUGGACCUGACCUACGCCUAUGGCAAACUCGGCUUCUACCAGACCCAGGUGCUCCAGCGUUUGGCCACCGACCUGCUCCCCCACAUGCCUGGACUCACAUCCAGCGAGGUGGCCCGCUGCGCCAAGUCCUUCGCCUUCCUCAAGUGGCUCAACCUGCCCCUGUUUGAGGCCUUUGCCCAGCACGUCCUGAGCAAAGCCCAGAGCAUCGCGACAGCACCCCUCUGCAACGUGCUCCUGGCCUUCGCCCGCCUGAACUUCCAUCCAGAGCAAGAGGACAUGUUCUUUAGCCUGGUGCAUGAGAAGCUGGGGUGUCAGCUGGCAGGACUGGACCCGGCCCAGCAGGUGGAUGUGCUGUGGGCCCUGUGUGUGCUGGAGCAGGCCCAGGAGGCCGAGCUCCGGGCCGUGCUCUGCCCCGAGUUCCACGCCCAGUUCCUAAGUGACCGGUCCCCAAAGGGUCAAAGCACCUUCCAGAAGCUGCUGCACAUCAAUGCCACCGCUAGGCUGGAGCACCCUGAGUACGCCGGCCCCCUGUUGCCAGCCUCCGCCUUGGUCCCCAGGCCCUCAGCCCUUGACAGAAGGGUGACGCCCCUGCAGAAGGAGCUGCAGGGGGCCCUGAAGGGGCUUCUGGGGAGCGCCGACAGGGGUCACUUCACGGUGCCCACGCAGUACGGCUGGGUUCUUGAUGCUGAGGUGCUGCUGGACGCCGAGGGCCAGUUCCUGCCCCUGAGGGACUUUGUGGCCCCUCACCUUGCCCCACCCUCUGAGGGCCAGCCACUGCCCCCUGGGGCCAAAAGGCUGGCCUUCCUGCGCUGGGAGUUCCCCAACUUCAGCAGCCGAAGCAAAGAUCUGCUGGGGCGCUUCGUGCUGGCCAGGCGCCAUGUGCGGGCAGCUGGCUUCCUGGUGGUGGACGUCCCGCACUACGAGUGGCUGGAGCUCAAGUCUGACUGGCAGAAAGGCGCCUACCUCAAGGACAAGGUCCGGAAAGCAGUGGCAGAGGACCUGGCCAAGUGACCUGCCCUGCACAGGGGACUUGUGCCUGGGUGCCGGACUCCCUGAGGGCCUGGCCGUGGACCCUGGGUGGGCAAGGGGGACCUACUUGAGGACAGACCUUGCCCGCGGCCUUGGCCAGAGCAGGUGCUGGCCAGCAGCCCUGAGCGGCAGAGGGCCCUUCUGUGGUUAAUAAACCUUUAACUUUGGUGUUUGACACCAGAAGGCA